Messenger RNA from Loa loa (African eye worm), 1767 nucleotides. RefSeq names its product tyrosinase 4. Gene Ontology annotation, molecular function: oxidoreductase activity. The record is from RefSeq and is a predicted model, not a curated record. Lineage: Eukaryota; Metazoa; Nematoda; Chromadorea; Rhabditida; Onchocercidae. The coding region runs from base 1 to 1767 and encodes 588 amino acids. The transcript is spliced from 11 exons.
AUGUGGUCUCUAUUAAUACUCAUUCAUUUAACGUUUGUUAUCAAAUCUAUUUUUGGCCAAGCUCAGAUUAGACAAAUACCAAGUCACUUCCUUGAAAACUGUGAUCAGGCUCCGACAUUAGCAAUUCGUACGACAUGUUUAAAUCUUCAAAGGAUGGCAAACAAUUCGAGGAGAAAUUUCGCGCAACAACGCCAAAUCAUAAUUCAUCCACCCGGAAUUCCGGAACAUUUGAAACCUGGUAUAGUAAUGCCUGGUUCAAGAGGUCAAGUUGCAAGUAAUCCAUAUGACUGCAUGACACUCACUUGUCUCUGUCCUUAUUUCUCGGGUGGUAUUGAUCCACAAAAUCAAUGUGUGCUACGAAAUGGCCAAAUUAUAACAAUGGCAUACCGUAAGGAAUACCGGAUGCUUACCGAAGAUGAGCGAUUACGGUACCAUAAUGCUCUUAGUGCAUUGAAACGAAGCGGAGAAUAUGAUCGAAUUAGCAUGGAGCAUCAAUCAGUUGCAGCAAGAGGUGGCGCACACUCCGGACCCGCUUUUUUACCGUGGCAUCGUGAGUAUCUCAAAAGAUUUGAAAUUGCACUUCGACUUAUUGAUCCAACAAUUUCCAUACCGUAUUGGGAUUCUGUGCUUGAUAGCCAUUUGCCGAAUCCAGCUGAUUCCAUUUUCUUUAGUCCAUUUUUUAUGGGUGAAACUGAUUUCUUCGGUAACGUCAUCAAUGGUCCAUUUGCAUACUGGAAUACAAUUGAUGGACGAACUGCUAUAAUGAGAAAUCUUGGCCAAGAAGGACAACUUUUCACGGAAUGGAGCAUAGAACAAGUAAUGCGACAAAAUUCAAUCGAAAAUAUUCUCGCAUAUACUGCACCAAUGCAAGGAUGUCCAUAUCCGGUAAAUUAUGGUGCAUUAGAAUAUUCACAUUCUAAUGUCCAUCUUUGGAUAGGUGGUCAUAUGAAGCCACCAGAACAAUCAUCCAAUGAUCCCAUAUUCUUUUCACAUCAUGCAUUUGUUGAUUUUAUUUGGGAAUUAUGGCGACAAAAUGCUCAAUCAAUGUGGUCUCGAGAAAUGGAUUAUCCACCAGAUAUACCAGCAUGUACUGAUCCACAACAUUUCAGUUAUGUAUUAAUGCGUCCAUUUUUUACUCUUUCAAAUCGAGAUGGUUUAUCGAAUAUGUAUACGGAACAAAUGUAUCGAUAUGCGACACGUCCCGGUUGUACCGCAGAAAUACCAACUUGUGGUACACCAUAUCUAUUUUGUGAUACUCGUGGUAUUGCACAUUGUGUUGCUAAAAUUAAAUUAAAUGGUCUAUGUAUUGGUUAUGAAGGUUUUGAUGCUUGUUUCAAUGGAAUAUGUCACAUGGGACGUUGUGUACCUGGUCCAACACCAGCGCCAUUUGUACCACAAACACGUCUCUCACAGGUGCAACAGACACAAAUUUCACAAACAAAAGUUCGACGACAAUUUGUCGAUUGUUUCAAUCGACAUCCAUGUUGUGAAUCAUGGGCUAGCAUGGGUGAAUGUCGCCAAAAUCGUAAUUAUAUGCGACAAUAUUGUCGUGCUGCGUGUCACAUUUGCAAUUCAACGUUUAACACUAGCAAUGAAUGUACUGAUCGUCAUAUUGCAUGUAAUCAAUGGAGUACUAAUGGUCAAUGUCGGGGAGAUUCUGAUCAAUUUAUGCAAGAAAAUUGUCGCCAUGCAUGUCGCUUUUGUGGUACUCCCAAAAAUACUUCAUGUCCAAUUCCAAAAUUGGUUAUUAUUGCCUUUUUUUUUUAA